Molecule: messenger RNA, 10625 nt
Organism: Lymnaea stagnalis (great pond snail)
Lineage: Eukaryota; Metazoa; Mollusca; Gastropoda; Lymnaeidae
Source: the annotation of a GenBank genome assembly
CAAUGGACCAGCUUGACAUGUUUUUUUUUGAAGUAAAUAAUUCUGUUACUUUGGACAAGGUUUGACCUCCUCAACAAGUUACAAGUAAUAAUAAUUAAUGAAAGUAUAAUUUAGAAUAGAAUAAGUACAAUAACCAUGAGAAGGGAUGUUUUAAAUGUUAAUUGACGUGAACUUAACAGUGAGCAGUUAGCAACGCUACGACCACACUCUUACACUAUUUUGACUAGUUAGUUGGACACUAGGCACUAGCACUAGGGUGACCAAAUCAUGAACUGGGAAAAAACGGGACACACCCAAGGAGGGUCUGGGGGGAUACCCUACAGCUAAAGAGGGGCCCGGGGACAUCCCCCGGAAACUGUUUAUUGAAAUAUGCUCAUUUCAACUAUUUUGAGAUCUAGAAAUCUUUUUAAAUUUACUUUCAUUCACUUUUGGAUUUUAAUUUUAAUUUAAACUGAUGCAUAUCAUAAAUAUAAACGAAAACAAUAAUUAUAAUUUUGCAGUCAAUACUUAUUUAUUUAUACUAUACAUAUUUUACCACAUAAUACAACACAACAAAUACAAUUUCUCUAGUCUAGGAUUUAAAUUGUGGAUAUUUGGCUGUUAAAACGUCCUUCUCAUUAAUCUUAUCUACAUGUAAUAUAAAGUUGUCAAAACAAGAACAGAAAAUGUGUUUAGUUUUAGAAACGAGACAUUUAGGCGUCCCGAGGGACUUUUUCGGGACACCGGGUACGAUCGUGAAAAAACAGGACAAUCCCAUUUUUAUGGGACAUUUGGACACCCUAUUCUACACUAGAGAGUGUGAUGUUACUAACUACUAACUCAGUUAGUGACUAACUGCUCAAUGUUAAGUUCUCGUCAAUUAACAUUUAAAACAUCCUUUUACAUUACAGUAAGCUUACACUACCAGACUACCACUAUCUUUAACAAAUCAUUAACAAACUAAGAUUAAUUAUUGAGGUGGCAAUGGGAAUGACUGCACUCAAAGUGUAAAACUAGACCAAGGACAAGACGUUUUACAGUAAUCUCUCUACUUAGAAUAGAAUUCAAUCGAUAUACUUGAUAUGACGGUCAUGGCACUCAUGGUAAAAAAAACCUCAUAAAAUCAUAAUUUAAAUUUCCUUUCCACCAAGACCAAAAGCAAAUUCAUAAAUUAGAUUUUAAGUUCGGCCUAUGAUGGAGAUGGGGUCAUCCAUUAAUUAUGGCAAAAAAAUAGGGGGGAAAGGGGUUUUGGAAAUGUUUCACAAUUGUUGACACAGGGGGGGGGGGGGCUAGAUCAGUUGUCUUCAACAAUCAUGUUUUCUCUAUUAAAAUUUUAAUCUUAAAAAUUGACUGGUUACUAGAUUAUUUUAUAACAUUUAAUGAAUGUAAAUUAAAAUAGUAUUAAGAUUUUGAGGCUUUUAACAAUAUAAGAUUUAUUUAAUGUGUGUCUGUCUGUACACUGCUGAUGGCUGGUCAGAAUGUUAUCACACUUUGUUAGUGCAAGAGAAGUCAAAAGUUGCCCUGUCUUCACCUGUAGAUUGAAAUGACUAGGGCUAUAUGUUUGCAAUCAUGUUGCAUUUUUUGAAGAAGUAAAAGGUUCAAGUGUCAUGUGCAGUCAAGAUAAAUGAUAUUGAUAGAGUAGGAAUACAAUAUUUUGAGAAUUAGGGGAAAUUAAAGUUAGUAACAAUAUUAACAUGGCUGGUUGAAUGGAUUUUCAAAAUUUUGCAUCACUAGUCAUGUUGAAAUAGCAUGUUCAACAGCAACGACAAUGCAUAAGAAAUUACUACACCACUUACUCCUCAACAAAAAAGACUAAUGCAAGUAGCUGCCAGGAGAUAGAGAGAGAGCUUAUGGCAAUUAUUGCUUACACUGAAUAUGCUUCUAUUUUAAGAGCUGAAUGGUUAUAUGAGAAUGAUUUUUACUUGUCUGGUAUAUCAGUUCUGGAAGAGGAAAAUAAUAAAUCAACUGCUAUGCCCAUUGUUACGAUAAAGCAACACCUGGCUACUCCCUGGCUUACAUCAGCACAGACGCCGCCAACCUUUUUUGAGUGUAGAUCCAAUUUUAUAAAAUUAUAACGCAGGAACUGAUUGAUUAAAUUGCAUCAUAAAUUUGAUAUUGCAAAAAACAUUACUAUUUAAAUUAAACCUACUUAAAAGACCCGAGGCCUAAUUGUUGUGUUUAACAUUAUUUUCAGCUCUUCCAAAUAACUACUUCAAAGCAUAAAAGUACUGACAUUUCAUUGAACUUUGUGUGCAAGCUGAUCCCAGUGAUGUGCAAGAGUUCUAUUUUAUUCAGCCUGCUUGUUUUCUUAAGCUACUUAAGUGUAAUCACAACUGAAAAACAUGCUGGCUGCUCCGCCCCCUUGGUUCUUCCAAAUACACCAUUCUAUGUUGUGUGGAACCAUCCCAGUGGUGCUUGCGAGGCCCGUGGACAACACUUGAAUUUUGAAAAAUGGGGCAUUAUUGAUAACAACAAGGACAACUUCAUUGGUGAUCAAAUAAGUCUGUUUUAUAAUCUUGGGAUAUGGCCUAGAUUCAGUGGCAAUCUUAGCAUUAAUGGAGGUAUACCACAGGUAAAAGUGAUUGUUUUCAAAAUGUUGAGUACCAUGAAAGCUCAAGCAAGUUUAAUGUUCAGUUAAAAACAAACACAACUUUUAAUCCAAAAUAAAAUUUUAACAUAAGUUUGUAUAUUAAAAUUUUUCAGUUACCUACAUAACAAAAUCUUUAAAGAAAUAUCAAAAAUAAUUGUAUAGACUGAAAAUAAAUGUUACGGCAUUGUUUUUUAAUUAUUGGACCAUUGUUUGAGGCGUUUAUUAAAAUAGUUAAUUCAUAGCUCUGUAUUUAAUUCAUAGUUCUGUGUUUAUUUGAUAGCUCUUAGUUAAAUUCAUAUCUCUGUGUUUAAUGUAAAGCUCUGUGUUUGUCUCAUAUAUUAUAAUUCUACUUUUAUCACAAUUUUUCUCUAUAUUGUAGCUGGCCAAUUUAACUAAUCACCUCAAUAAAGCACAGACAGAUAUAAAAACUAUUUUGCCAGAUAGGAACUUCUCAGGGCUUGCUGUCAUUGAUUUUGAAUCCUGGAGGCCCAUCUUUGCGCUCAACUUUGAUUCACUAAGUAUUUACCAGAGAAAAUCACUGGAGCUUGCCAAGGAAAAGUUCCCAGACUAUGAUAAAGAUGCUUUACUGAAGGAGGCAACAAAGGAGUUUGAAAAGGCUGCCAAGUAGGUUGUUGGUUUUUACCAAAUAAUUCAUGUUAUAAUCAAAUGGGAAAUUAAGAGCCCUAAAAAGUUUACUAUAUAUUUAAUGAUUGUGUAACCAUAGUAGCUUUAUAAUAACUAAGUAUUAGAUAAAUGUCAGAUUCAUUUUCCAGGUUAUCAUUUUUAGAAUUAUUUAUAAAUUUUAAUAUAUUUAUUGCAUUAUCCUAACACAUUAGGUAUAAAACCUAUUUAGAGAGCCAGCUAAAAUGGACUAUUGUAAUCUGUUCUUGUGGAGAUGAAAACCCUAAAUAUAAACUUUCAGCCACUAAAGCAGCAGAUAGACCGCAGCUAACUCGGCACUGGCUAAAAAUGUGUGUCUUUAAAAAAGACACAGUCUCACCAGCUCAUGGUACAGCUCCUGAAUUUAAACCUUGAAAUAAACACAAAAAUGUAUAACAAACAACUUGGUUUCAAAGGUUACACAAGAAGUUCAUGUUUCAGAAUAGAUGUAACUAUAUAAAACAAAAAAAAAAUUUUUAAAAUAAUAAUUCCGCCCUUACUGUAAGAAUAAACAAUACUAAAGAAAAUAUUUAAAAUAUCUGUAUGAACAUUUGAUACCUGGAGCAGAUGGAGUCAUCCAUAAACAAGGACUCAUAAAUAUCCAAUGUCAACAGUUUAGAUGUACACCUGUUCAUCAUUCAACAUUAUAAACUAAACAGAACCAUCUUUUCACAACUGUCAAACUUUACUCUACUUUUGGCAGAUCUAUCAUUCGUAAAACUCUGGAUUUUGCCACACUACUGCGCCCAAAUGGUAAAUGGGGAUUCUAUGGCUACCCUCGUUGUUGGGACAAUUACUGUAAUGAUUCUACUAUACGAAUCAACGACCAGUGAGUAUAUAUAUUAUUAUAAUGUAUCCUUAAAUCCAUACAAAUAUGUCGUUUGUCAUGACUUGGGAUGAAGAUUUGCAACGUUUUGUUUUAGCCUGAAGAGUGAUGGGCAUAAUAUAGAAACUGCUUGAUUUAUUGUAGGACUAAAUUAAUUCUAUUUAAUAAUGAGGUUUGACUGGAUUCACAAAGACAUUGAUGACAAGGUUUAGAAUAAAUCCUUUAUCAUAAUUCUGUUCCUGUUGAGAGUUGACAAUUAAAUUUACUUUAAAAACUUUUAAAACGUAAAAGCUGCAUUUUGAAAGGUAAGGUUUGCCAUUAAAUUACAGGAUCUAAUGUCAAUGUUCAUAAAUUAUUGUAAGCACUGAUUAUUUAUUUACAUGGUCAUUGUACAAAAUGAUAACAUGUGUCAUGUAGAGAAUUGAAAUUGUAAGAAAUGGUUUGAAAGCAUGGUUAUCCUAAAUAUGUGAAAUAUGUAAAUAACGUGACAGACCUGUUUACUCUUACGAUUUUGGCGUACAAUGCACGAUUUUGAGGUGUAUAGAUUGUAUAUACUACUGUAUGUUAUUUUUACUAUGAAUAUAACGUAUUAAAUGACUUUUUGAUGAUAUUGUACGAUUUUAAGAGUUUGAGGGUAAACAAGUCUGACGUGACCUGAUUUAUCAAGAUAUUUUGCUGUUAAACUGUUGAACAUUUUGGACUGAGUCAUGUUAAACUGUUGAACAUUUUGGACUGAGUCAUGUUAAACUGUUGAACAUUUUGGACUGAGUCAUGUUAAACUGAGUCAUGUUAAACUGUUGAACAUUUUGGACUGAGUUAUGUUAAACUGUUGAACAUUUUGGACUGAGUCACGAAAGCGAUAUUAAUUGGAGCACAUUUUAUUUUCAAUAUUUGUUUGAUGAGAUUAAAUAUUUAGUCAAUAAUGAAAUAAUUCCUAAUAACUAAUAACUUCCCUAUACUUUUAUACAGGUUGAACUACAUCUACAACAUCAGCAGUGGCCUGUAUCCAUCCAUAUACUUCCAGCUGAAAGUUCCUCCUAGUGUUAGAGCUGCCAGGAUAGAGCAGCUUGUAGAAGAGACCCUUCGCUUGAAAGCCACAUGGGCCCCACAAGAUGCCGAGAUACUGCCCUACGCUUGCUCACAGGAAGGGCCCUACAAUAUGUUUGCACCAGUAAGAAUUUUAAUCAAGCUAACAUAUUAAAAAUAUAUUUAUAAUUUGUACUUUCCACCCACCCAUAUUCACUUGACCUAAAGAUUGUGAUUGAAGAGGCAUUUUCAAAGUAGCACAACUUUAAAUAACUAAAAUAAUUGAAUCCAUUUUAUAGUUAAGAUAAUUGUAUUGGGACUGAAAAUUGACUUGGUGAACCAGAGAAAGAUAUUUUAGAUUUGUUUUUAUUUAUAUCGGAACAAUGUCAUUAAUAUUUAUAUUAAAACACUUGCUAUGUUACUAUGUCAACGGUGUCAGUUAUAAUAUAUGUCAACAUUUGUAAAAAUUAGCAAGUUCUAAUUGAUAACUUAAUCUCAUAUUUGUUGCUUUUACUUUGCUUUGAAUCAACUGAUCUACCGAUAUUAUACUGGCUUGUGUUCUUGAACCACUUGUGAUCUAUCUUACAGUCGGACCUUUACAAUGCCAUUCGCCAGCCUGCCGAUAUGGGAGCAUCAGGCGUUGUCCUGUGGGGAUCGUCUGAUGACAUGAGACCCAAGAAUGAAUGUCUGAUCCUACAACAGUACAUUAACACUACUCUAGGACCAUAUGUUCUGGACGUCACCAACUUCUUCAGCAACUGCUCACUCAUGCUUUGCGGCGGUCACGGAAGGUGUGUCAAGAAAGAUUAUGAACUGAUAUAUCAAUAUCACCUGUCAAAAUCCGGGCGCCAGCAGUGCCGGAUUUCUAAAGAAAAAUUGAUUUUGAAAAGGAAAGUGAGAACGAGGAGUUCAUCCCUUAAUGGCGGUAAUGGUGGGCUAGGUGAUCAGACGCCUAAUCAAAUUCUUCAGGAAAAGGAAGCUUUUCAAAAUAAGCAGGAAAUUCCCCUAAGGAAUUCUAAAUUAAACAGCCAACGAGAUGUUGAACAGACUAGGUGCCCUACAUAUUUUGAUGUUGAGAAAUAUUUGAAGGAUGAGGACAGUGUUGAAAUGCGGCACAAGCUGGUAAUUCCCACUGAGACAACAAGCGCGGGCAAAGUUUAUGAUUUUGAUGAUUAUGUGUGUAAAUGUUUCCCUGGAUGGAGUGGAACACAUUGUGAUCAACAUCAACUAUGAUCCACAAGUUUGAUGAGGAAAUGUAAUAUUUUUGUGUAAUAGCACUUCUAUUAAUAUGUAUUCCUAUACCUAGCUGAAGUGCAUUAAUUUUUGUUAGCAUUUUAAAUACUAACAGUAAUGAUUUAUCUAGGCGUUUGUAAGAUUGAAUUGUAAUCCAAUCCAUCUUGCGCAACUUUAACUAAAGAAUCAUAAUGUUAUUGUGAAAAUGAGAUUAUAAUUUACUCUCAAUCUUUUAUCACAAAGCCAAUUGAAUAUAUUUUUUUUUAGAAGAUGCUAAGAAAAUAAACUGAAUUUAUUCGUUCCUGGGUACCAGAAGUAAGAGGUUGGGAUUAAAAAAAUAUUUAAAAUAUUAUUGUUGGGCUUGUAAGACAAAAUGAGGUAUCAAAUGAAAGAUAGUUGAAUGGACUAUAUGUUUGUAAACUUACUUCUGCAGUUUAACUAAAAUAUAUUACCACAAAUGACAUCCGAAUAGCUUGAGUCUAAUGGUACCUGGGUGCAAAUGGCGCCCUGCGUGUCCAGGCCAUUUUUACUCAGUGCUAUUCGGAUGUCAUUUGUGGUAGUUUAUUUUAGUUAAGCUAAAGAAUUAAGUUUACAAACAUAUAGUCCAUUCAAUUAUCUUUCAUUUGAUACCCCAUUUUGUCUUACAAACCCAACAAUAAAUUCUUAAAUAGAGUUUUUAUCCCAACCUCUCACUUCUGGUACCCAGGUACGAUUAGCCACUUUGAAGAAAAUACAUUCUGAUUAUAGAAAGUCAUCAUAAAACAAUAUUUAGGAAAUGAUCCAAUCCGAUAUUGUAAAAUUGUGCAUUUUUAUUGGACUUCACUUUGGUCAUUUAUUUCCCAGUAAUUUUAAAUCCUAUAUCAUGCAAAGUCAUACAUGCCAACCUGUACAGUUUACCUAUACUUUGUAUGUGAUAUAAGUGUUUUAAAAUGUGACAUACAGUUCAUACAGUAUUUAGUAUGGUUUUUUAGGUAUUUAAAAGAUAUAUUUUUUUUGCAAAUCACAUAAAUUCAUAAAAGGUCAACAGGAAUCAUAAAUACAAUAGCUCCUGUCCUAAAUGACCUAUUGCCUAAUGUUUGGGUCGCUAGGCCAUAUAAACAUAGAAUCUGAAUGAGGUUCGGCAUGUAUGAAGGUUAUACUGGUAGCUGUAACAGCAAUCCUUACUAUUAGUAGCUAAGGAACCAAGGAAACGUACAGCUCCCUGGGCAGUGGGGGUUGCAACGCAACGCCAUCUCCGGAGGGGAAGCAAAGCUGUUCCAACCCUACGUCCCGACCGUAAGACUCAAUGGGCAAGGGGGACUGUGACGCAAAACUGCUCCCUCAUGAGUGGAAGAAACCUGCCCAAACCCUGUCUCUCGGGGCCAGGUUGCAUGGCCGGAGUCCCAAGGGACUACUAGGCUAUGUUUCGCAGCCAGAGGUCCUAAGAGAUAGAAUCUCGACCUCCGAGUAUUGAUAUUUAUAAGUAUCUACAUUGUGUAGUAAACAAUAAUUACAAAUCUGUUUGUGCAAUAAUCUUAGCGCAAACUGCAGUAUCAGUAAGUGUUCUUUUAAUAUCUAUUCAAGAAUAAUUAAAUGUAUUUAAUAUCACUAAGUUCACAAACAAGGAAUAUGAAUAGCUUUAUUAGUAGAUUAAGUAUAUUACUAUUUACAAGUCACUGACUCAUUUUAACAUGUUAACACUAUCUAAAACUAAAGUGGGUGAGAUUUUCUUGGUUGCGUAAGUGGUCCUACCUUUAAUUUAUGGCAGACAACAGCAAGAAUUGUAUGUUGUAUAUUAUAUUCUUUUGUUAUUUUUAGCUGUUAAAGGGAGUAAUAAUUUAUAAUUGUUGCAUGUCUAGGUUAUUUCAGAUAAACAUGCUUUAACCUAUCCUGUGUAAUGGGGUAUAUUCAAAACACUCAAUUUGUUUGAUUGGUUCCUUUUACCGACGAUGUAGCUAAGUAUUACUUGAAAAUCCCAUCAUUCUAGAUCUUUCUAUUCUCAUUACUUUCUUCUCACAGCUUUUUACAAUUUUGGUUUCAAAGUUUUAAUAAAAAAAUACGGUAAAAUAUUAUUGCUUACAUUCCCUUGACAAAAUCAAAGGCUUAUAAAAUGUUAUCUAUUAUCCAAAUUAUCCACACUUAAAACUUGCAGUAUAUUUCAUAAUUUAUUAUCUCGGGGAAAUGAAAUACCUAUAAAUUUUAAAAGCUAAUGAAAAACAUCACAUCCCUUGUGAAUAUGGUUUAGGCUUUGAUCAUAUUUGAUGUGUUUAAAUCUAUCCAUGGAGAUGUUAAGCACUUACAACAUAUAGUUAGUCUUUGAUGUGUUCACAUCUAUCCAUGGAGAUGGUAAGCACUUACAACAUAUAGUUAGUCUUUGAUGUGUUCAUAUCUAUCCAUGGAGAUGUUAAGCACUUACAACAUAUAGUUAGUCUUUGAUGUGUUCAUAUCUAUCCAUGGAGAUGUUAAGCACUUACAACAUAUAGUUAGUCUUUGAUGUGUUCAUAUCUAUCCAUGGAGAUGUUAAGCACUUACACUUACAACAUAUGGUUUAUUUUUUCUAUAACCUUUCAGCGCUGCCUUACUAAGCUGACAUGUAAAAAACUUCUACUCUUUAUACUUAGCAAGAGUGUAUUGCCUUACCUAUCACAUGGAUACUUUUUAUGUAGUAUUCAUUUUCUGGUAAAUUUAUUUAUACUAUAAUAUGUAAUUUCUCUUUAUACAACGAUUUUUGUGGGAUAUUUUUCACUGUGGCAAUAUAACAAUUAACAAAUAGUGUUAAGUUAUUAUUUGUACAUAUGCUACACAUACACAUACUCGGCUUUCAAUUUAUUUGUUGAUUUUUUAUAUAACUUUUUUUUAAACGUAUGUGAUAAUUUGUAAUAUUAUAUUUUAAUCAUUUCCUACUACUGAAAAUGUUCGAAUAAAUAUAUUUGAAAUUCUGUUUUUUUUUUUGGUUGUUGUUUAUAAAGCAACAUUGUACUAGCAGGACCUAAUAAUUACUAGGACUCGGCUGAAUGCAGGUAGACAUGUGUCUGAACGCUGGUAUACAUAUGUCUGAAUGCUGGUAGACAUAUGUCUGAAUGCUGGUAGACAUGCUUCUGAAUGCCGGUGGAUAACUGUUAUGUACAGGAAACGUUUGUUUCACUCUAUUUUGAAAGAGCGUAUGCUCAUGCAAGAGCACUUUUACACGAGCUCAUAUUUUUAUUUUUCAAAUUAUGCAUAUGGAAAUUUUUUUUGUCCAUCUGAGGACACUGAUUUUUGUCAAUGUUUAUGUCUAAAACUCUUAGCAAAGUGCCUUCUGAUCUAUAUUUAUACAAUGUCAUUUCAUUGUUACUUCCCACAGAAAGUAAUCCAAAUUCUUUCAUCAUGCAGUGACAUUUUGUCAUAAUUUUUGUUACUAUUUGUCAUAUGUGUUAUUGCACUGGCAGCUGGCAGCAAUAUUUUGUCAUAAUUUCUAUUGAUGUGACCUUGUCAUAAUUACUGUAAUUCCAAUGACAUACUGUCAUAAUUUCUAUUGUUGCACUUGCAUUUUCAAUUUGUCAUAAUUUCUAUUAUAGUGACAUUGUCAUAGUUUCUAUAAGUUGGGAAACAUUUUCUCAUUUUUGUCUAUAUUUCCAGUGACAGUUGGUCAUUUCUUUUUAUUCCAGCAACAGAUUGUCUUGAUUUCAAUUAUUCCAAUACUAUUUUGUCCCCAUUUAACCAGGGCUGUAAGUGGGAAAUAAAACCUUACAAUUCCAUCCUUAUAUUUAAAUUUAGUUAUGAAAUCCAUCAGUGGUUCUCAAUCUUCAUAAAAAAAAAUAAUUAAAAAUUAAAAUUUAAAAACAAGUCCACAGCCCUGGGUCUAACCAGCAGAUGAUUACUUCUAAUAUUUACCAUUGACGUCACUCAAGAGGGGUAAAGACUGCAUGCACGUAUUUAUUGAGAACUGUUGGGAAGACAAGGCUUUAUUCACAUUUGUUUUAUUUGGUGUCAAUGUUAACACUUCUGACACGGAAUUCAUUCUCUAGAGACAGGCUUCAGGACAUCAGGGAAACGGCUUUAACAAGCUGCACUCGGGCGAAAGUUGGCUGUAAAUAGUCAGCGGUGCACCCUGUUAGUGCUGCACGGUGCACCCUGUUAGUGCUUCACGUUUUCAACAGGGUCCUUGAUGCAGUGCGCCCAAUUGUAAGGUUCUUGGACGAUUUGAUCACGGCCGAAAUUUUGUAAAAAGGUGGAGAUGAGUCGAUUACUGAUAGAAUUGAGAGCUGAGGGAUGUUACUUUUAAAACAGAUUGGCCAAAUGAAACGAACUAUGAACCUGCCAGUUUUAAGAAUUAAAGAUUCAGAGUGGUAU